Molecule: messenger RNA, 2087 nt
Organism: Pristis pectinata (smalltooth sawfish)
Lineage: Eukaryota; Metazoa; Chordata; Chondrichthyes; Rhinopristiformes; Pristidae
Product: E3 ubiquitin-protein ligase TRIM63-like
Exons: 9
Coding region: 181-1224 (347 amino acids)
Molecular function (GO): zinc ion binding
Source: RefSeq, a predicted model, not a curated record
AGACAGAAGCGGAGAGAGGAGUGACCUUAUCAAAACGCCUGAGCUCUACUUCACUGAAUCAUUUCUGAAGAGGAGGGUCAAACAUCGAAAGGGGAUUCGAGUGAAAGGAACGAGAGCGACAGAGAGGGAAAAAGUCAAAGCAACUCUACAGGUUUUGAGUGGCCUGCUUUAUUUUUAGAAAUGGAUUUCCAGCCAAGUAUAAUUCGAGAAUCCAGCACAAUGGAGACACUGGAGAAGCAACUAAUCUGCCCAAUCUGUCUUGAAAUGUUUGAAAAGCCAGUUGUGAUCCUACCCUGCCAACACAAUCUGUGCAGAAAAUGUGCCAAUGAUGUGUUCCAGGCUGCAAAUCCAUACUGGCAGGGUCGAAGUACCAUGAUAUCUGGAGGCAGAUUCAGGUGCCCAUCCUGUCGACAUGAAGUUAUUCUGGACCGACAUGGAGUAUAUGGGCUACAGAGGAAUCUUCUCGUGGAAAACAUCAUUGAUAUCUACAAGGAGGAGGGCAUCAGCAGACCUUUGAAGAAAGGCAACCAGCCCAUGUGUGAAGAACACGAGGAUGAAAAGAUCAACAUUUACUGCAUUACAUGCCAAGUUCCCACUUGCUCAAUGUGCAAGGUGUUUGGUGCUCACAAAGACUGCGAGGUGGCCCCUCUACAGAACAUAUUUCAACAACAGAAGACAGAGCUGACCGACGGAAUCGCCAUGCUUGUAGCUGGCAACGACAGGGUCAAUGCCAUCACAGACCAGUUGGAGGAAACAUGCAAAAGAAUUGAGGAGAACAGUAGACACCAGAAAAACCGGCUCAUGGAACAGUUUGAUGGUUUAUAUGCCAUCCUGGAACAAAGGAAAAAGGAUAUGCUACAAACAAUUACAAAAGAACAGGAGGAGAAAAUAACAUUCAUCAAGGAUCAGAUCAAACAAUACAAAGAACAUCUGGAGGGGUCCUCUAAGUUGGUGGAGACUGCCAUUCAAUUCAUGGAGGAGCCUGGAAUUGCUGCAUUCCUUGUUAAUGCAAAGAAACUCCUAGUAAAAAUCACUGAUGCCUCCAGAACCUCCCAUAUUCCAAAGCACGAAGAUGGGUUUGAGAACAUGGACCAUUACUCAGUGAAUCUGGAACUAGUAGAAGAAACAUUGAGAAAUAUAGCAUUUGCAACAGAAGAAGAUGAAAUUGAAGAAGAUGUGGAGACUGAGGAUGAAGAUGAUGAUCAAGCUGAUGACCAGCAGUGAUAUUGCCUUUGCAGUGACAAAUCUUUGAUGUCUUGCUUUAUGACUUCAAGCACCUCUAAGGUGGAACAUCUCGUGUGAAUAUUUGGGAUUGUCCUGGCUCUGAAGUAUAGGCAGCCAAGGAGGAAGACACAUUUGAUCAACAAACUCCUUUUUGUUCAUAAAACAUUUACAAAAAAAACCAAAAGAUGUUUUUAUAUGGGGCAAAAUGGAUGGUUUUGUACAUUUUAUAUUAUUUUUGUAUAUGAUACAAAGAUUCAUUGUAAUUUUUAAAGCUUUUUAACAUUUAGCAGGGUACACCACAGUAUGUCUGCCACUCCAAUAGCUUUUUAGCUUGAUCACUGCUACAUAAAAAUAGAUGGCAAUCAGUGCAGGGUAAAGUGCUUAAAUUAAAAGCCUCCUUAAGUAACACUCAGGUGAAGCUUAAUACAUGACAGGUGUAAAGAAAGCACAAAAUAAAUAUUGAAUUACCGGAAAGCAAUACUCAAUUUAAAGUGAUUGAAUAUUGGUAACUUGAAAUAAAAAUUGGGAAAUGAUACAACUAUAUAACUGAUCAGUCAGCAUCUAAAAGGGUGAGAGGUUUCUGGGGUAGGUGAUUCCUGCAAACUCAGUUUUAAGUAACCUUGUAAGUUCCAUUUUGCUUGUUGCCUCAUUUUCAUGCCUGUAUGUUUGAAUUUAUUGAAUGUAAAUAAACUUAUUUAUAUGAUGUUCUCUAGUUUACCCAAAUCUCUUGUGGUUUUCUUGCAAACAAGGCCUUUUCCAAUUCUCCCCUUCUUCCAACAAUACUGAUUUGUGUUGAGGUAGCUUUCCAGAGGUAACACCACAGCCCAGGUAACCAUUGACUUAUUACUCUUUCUGCAGUAAUG